AUGAAAAAGCAUUCAGCCAGAGUCGCUCCUCUCACCGCCUGUAAUAGUCCGGUGCUGACUCUCACCAAGGUGGAAGUCUCUUCGAAAUGGGCAAAUACUGAGCUUGCUCUGGCUAUUCUAUUUGCCAUCUCGCUGUCAAUGCAGACAUUCCCGAAGAUUGUGCUUCUGAAAAUGGUGAAGUUAUCGACAUCCUUCAAGGUUGGGUCAUUGAUAGUUAUAAUAGGAGAUGAGCACCCGGCAGAGGCAAGCGGGGUUGGGGGCAGGGGAGGAGCCUCCCGGACAGACGCAGAGACACGAGGCGAGGCCGGAGGAGGAGGAGGCGGAGCAAGGCGUUUGGGACGGAGAGCGGGUCCAGUUUGCUGCCACCCGUGCCACUGCUCCGUUGAGCAGCUGAAGAAAGCCCUGUGGGGGUCAGCGGUGGUCCUCAGUGUCUGUUCGUCCUGGGCGGGUACCAGCCAGCUGGCCAAGACCACCUUCAGGACCUUCGACGCUCCCUUUGCCAUAACGUGGUUUGCCACCGCCUGGAACAUCCUCUUCUUCCCGUUGUACUACACCGGCUAUGCCUGGAGUUCGGAGGAGAAGCAGUCACCACUACAACGGUUCCGGGAAUGCUGCAGGCUUUUUGGGGAUGAUGGUUUGACCAUCAAAAUAUUCUUCAGCAGGCUGGCCCCGUUCUGUGUCCUAUGGACUUUGACCAAUUACCUGUAUUUGCUGGCCCUGAAGAAGAUUAGUGCAACAGAUGCCUCCGCUCUGUUCUGCUGCAACAAGGCUUUUGUCUUCCUGCUUUCCUGGAUUGUUCUACGGGACAAAUUUAUGGGUGUUAGGAUAGUGGCUGCCAUCUUUGCAAUUGCUGGGAUCGUGAUGAUAACCUACGCUGAUGGUUUCCACAGUCACUCAGUUAUCGGGAUCACACUGGUUGUAGCCUCUGCAUCCAUGUCAGCCCUUUACAAGGUCUUGUUUAAGAUGCUCCUGGGCAGCGCCAAGUAUGGUGAAGCAGCCUUAUUUUUAUCAGUGCUGGGACUCUUUAACAUCACGUUCAUCACAUGUGUUCCGGUGGCCCUAUACUUCACUGGCAUUGAGCACUGGACCCCGUUCAGCCUUGUUCCCUGGGAGAAACUCUGUGGGCUGGCCAUCCUCUUGCUGUCCUUUAACAUCCUGAUGAAUUUUGGGAUUGCCGUCACCUCCCCGACUCUGAUUUCGGUGGGAGUGGUCCUCAGUGUUCCUGUAAAUGCCGUUGCUGAUGCGUAUUCCAGCGACAUCGUGUUUAAUGGCGUGCGAGUGAUCGCCAUCCUGAUCAUCUGCCUGGGCUUCCUGCUGCUGCUGCUGCCAGAGGAAUGGGAUCGCCUGGCCAUGGAGUUCAUCUCCCGUUUCAAGGUCAGCAAGAAGGAGGAGGCCAUCGAGGAGCGGGGGGAGCCGGGCUUCGCAGGACAAAGCCGCAACAAGGGCUCGCGAACCUCCACGGCGACUUUUGCACACUCAUUCUAG
Carcharodon carcharias (great white shark) is the source of this 1485-nucleotide messenger RNA. It is a transcript of the gene slc35f3b, whose product is annotated as solute carrier family 35 member F3b. The transcript is spliced from 8 exons. The record is from RefSeq and is a predicted model, not a curated record. Gene Ontology annotation, cellular component: membrane. NCBI's taxonomy places the organism in Eukaryota, Metazoa, Chordata, Chondrichthyes, Lamniformes, Lamnidae. The coding region runs from base 1 to 1485 and encodes 494 amino acids.